Cadophora gregata is the source of this 1467-nucleotide messenger RNA. RefSeq lists its product as uncharacterized. The record is from RefSeq and is a predicted model, not a curated record. Lineage: Eukaryota; Fungi; Ascomycota; Leotiomycetes; Helotiales; Ploettnerulaceae. The coding region runs from base 1 to 1467 and encodes 488 amino acids. Gene Ontology annotation, molecular function: protein binding. The transcript has 2 exons.
AUGGAAGACGACUUCGGUGACCUGUCCGCUGAGGAAACGCCAGCUCCCCCAAAGCUCGCCCCAAAAGUCAAAAAGUCGCUUUUCAGCAAAAAGAUUACGGCAAAGAUUCCUGACAAUAAAGAGCCUGUCGACCUCUUCAGUCGCGCAAAGGAUGUAUACCAUCUCCAGCAGGCAGAGGAGGAGCGCAGACGACAGAGGAAGUUGGCUAGGCUUGAACGAAAGAGGUCUUCUAUGAGUGCAGAUGUGACAGAGCGAAGUCUGAUGGAGGAGAAGAGGAGGCGGGUGUCUGAGCAGAAUGAUGCGCACACGCCAAACGACGACGCUGUCAAUGAUGUUGCUGAGACGAGUGAAAUUCGCAGAGACUCUGCGUAUUCUUCAAUGGGUAAGGAAAGAUACAGAGUUCGAGGCUCUCCAACCACACUCUCAGCGAAAUACACGAAAGAGCUAAGUGCACGCAAAUCCGAGUCUCCGAAACCACAAAAGGACAUAGCGAAAGGGUAUAUAUCUUUGAGUGAUAGCGAUGGCGACGGUGCUGGUGACACCGAAAAUGAGAGUGUGAAUGGUACCUGUAGGUUUCCUGAUAUGAAAGCGAACCAUCCGAUAUCUCUGGAUGACGAUGACGAGGAUUUUGGGAUUGCUCCACGAGUGGUACCGCCCUCGCGUCCGCCUCCACCUGCUGAAGACGAUGCAAGUAUGUCAGAAGAGGAAUUUCCAGAACUAGUUGCAGCCGCAAAGGAACGACAAAGGCUACAGGCAGCAUUGAAGGCAAAAGCGGAAGCCGCUGCUGCAAGCAAAAUUCAUGGCGAUAUGGAGGGUGAUGACAUUUUUGAUACAGAAAAUACAUCUAAUGAUUUGGAACCAGUCAUCGAAAUACUCAUUACGUCCAGGAUUCGUGGCUCAAAGCCUGUUGGUGUUAAGAGAAAGCUAUAUGGAAAAUUAAGGGAGGUACGAUGGGCGUGGUGCGACAAGCAAGUAUUUGAUGGACAGAAAAUGUCACCAGAGAUGAAAGAAUCCAUCUUCCUUACUUGGAAAGGCAAUAAGCUGUAUGACUUUUCAAAUUGCAGUGGCUGCGUGGAAGGAGGAGGGAAAUUGUCGGUGGACAGUCUCGGCGACGGCAAGGUGCACUUAGAAGCCUGGACGGAAGAGACUUUCGCAGCCUGGAAGAAGGGCCACGAAGCGAAACAGAGAGGAGAGCGGGAGAACAGUGAAGAUGAACCAGUUCCGGAACCGGCAUCGGUGCAGAGAACGAGACUGAUUAUGAAAUCUCGAGAAUAUACGGACUACAAGCUCAUGGUCAAACCUCACACGACAGUCCAGAAAAUUAUGGAUGCGUUUCGGAGAGAGAAGGAUAUUGUAGACGAAAAGGAGAUCACACUUCAUUUCGAUGGAGAUAAGCUCGAACCUGACGACAAGGUCGAGGACACGGAGCUUGGGGAUAUGGACUCGGUAGAGGUUCAUAUUCAGUGA